Molecule: messenger RNA, 815 nt
Organism: Cotesia glomerata
Lineage: Eukaryota; Metazoa; Arthropoda; Insecta; Hymenoptera; Braconidae
Product: endocuticle structural glycoprotein ABD-4-like
Exons: 2
Coding region: 353-766 (137 amino acids)
Cellular component (GO): chitin-based extracellular matrix
Molecular function (GO): structural constituent of chitin-based larval cuticle
Source: RefSeq, a predicted model, not a curated record
UGAUUGUGAUUGUGAUUGUGAUCCCGGAAGUGAUCAUCACAGUUGUUAUCGUCUGAUGGCCGGUAGAAGGUAAAAGGCUCUGUUGCUUUUUUGAUUACAACUGAACAGUGAAAAUUAAUAUGGAAUUAUGAUGAGCUGGAUGCUUUGGAGAGGAACCGAUGACGGAAUACCUGAAAGAUGUUUUCAACUUUUUUUAAGGAGGGAGGUAUUUAAUAAGGUAUUACUUUAUACUGGAGAUUCGUCAUCUCGAGGUAGUUGCUGCAUAUAUAAGCCGAAGGUAUUUUGGUGUUAGCAUCUCAGUUCAGUGUCAGAUUUCAAUCGUUGAUCAUCUGUGGUUUUUAAAACUAAAAAAAUGUACAAGUUGGCUGUUAUCUUGGGAUUGGUGUCCGUGGUGUUGUCGGCGCCGGUGGAUGAUACCACCACGCCAGUUCCGAUAGUCAAAUUCGAGCAAGACGGCCCCAACCCCGACGGCUCUUACUCCUUCAGCUACGAAGGUGGAAACGGAGUCAAAGCCGAGGAGGCUGGGUCUUUGGUUCAAUCUGCCAACAGCGAGUCAGGACAAGCUAUGUCUGUCAAGGGAUCUUUCUCUUACACCGGUGAAGACGGUGUUGUCUACAACAUUGUCUACGUCGCUGACGAAAAUGGAUUCCAACCACGAGGAGACCAUAUCCCUACUUCUCCACCAAUCCCUGAAGAAAUUCUCAAGGGCCUUGAAUACAAUGCCGCUCAUCCUGAAGAAAAUAACAUCGACGCUCCCGAAAAAUGAUUUUUUUAUUGAUAUUCUGUUUAAAUAAAUUCUUAUUUCUCUUCUUUUA